AUGAAGGCCGUCUUCGUGACUUACCUCUUUUGCGGUCUGGUUGUUAAGGCUUCCGCUGCAAGCCUCACCAAAUCUUUCCAUACUCUCCCAUCGUCCUCUCUUUCAUCUGUCUUUCCUUCUGCCUCUAGUGGUGUCUCAUCAGCAUGUUCUGGAAAUACGGCAACCACACGCGAUCAAUGGUGCGACUACGAUAUCAACACUGACUACACAACCACUGUCCCUCAAACGAAUGUCACGCGCGAGUACUACUUCAACCUGGAGCAGGUGACAGUUGCUCCAGAUGGUCGUUCAAGGUCUGCCAUUGCUAUCAACGGAUCCAUCCCUGGUCCAACCAUCGAGGCGAAUUGGGGAGACGAGGUUGUGGUCCACCUCACCAAUAGCCUUCCCGACUCCCUGCAAAACGGAACAAGUAUACACUUCCAUGGAAUCCGCCAAUUUUGGACAAACCAGAACGACGGGGUAGUUUCCAUCACUCAGUGCCCGACUGCACCCAACAACACCAUCACCUACAAGUGGCGUGCGAUGCAGUAUGGCACAACCUGGUACCAUUCCCACAUUGGUUUGCAAGCCUGGGAAGGUCUGUUUGGUGGUAUCAUCAUUCAUGGACCUGCUAGUGCAGACUACGACGAGGAUAAAGGUGUGAUUAUUAUGAAUGACUGGGACCUCAACACAGUCGACCAGUUAUUCAUGUCGGCCCAGAUGGACGGCCCUCCAACGCUUGAUUCUGCUUUGAUCAACGGUACUAAUGUCUUCGGGUACGAUGGCAAUGUCAAUCAAACUGGUACCCGUUUCAAUACUUCCUUCACGGCAGGAACCUCGUACAGACUUCGGUUAAUCAACGCGGCCUGCGAUACUCACUUCAAAUUUUCGAUUGACAACCAUACGAUGACUGUCAUUGCGAAUGACCUUGUUCCCAUUGAGCCUUACAAGACGAACAUGCUUAAUAUUGCUAUGGGUCAACGAUACGACGUCAUUGUCAAAGCAGAUCAGGUCUCGGUGGCGAAGAACUUCUGGCUCCGAACCAUUCCUCAAAAUGCAUGCUCGGAGAAUGCGAAUCCCAAGAACAUCAAAGGCAUUGUGUACUACGGUGACUCUCCCUCGACUCCUUCGACGACAGGCUACACCUACACAGACAGUUGCGACGAUGAGACGAUGUCCGAUCUAGUCCCAAUAGUCAGCGAAACUGUUUCCAAUGCCUUCUACAACAAAUCCGAGCCCGUCUCGCUGGGCAAGAACGGGGGUAGUCUCUACCGGUGGAAGCUCAAUUCAACCUCAAUGCACGUGGAUUGGGAAGAUCCAACUCUUCUGGAAGUCUACCGUGGCCACCAUAGUUGGGCGAAUGUCAGUGGCGUUGUUGAGCUUCCCCACAAAAAUAAAUGGACCUACAUUGUCAUUGAGACAACAAUGUCUGUGCCACACCCGAUCCAUUUGCACGGUCAUGAUUUCAUCAUCAUCGCCCAGGGGUCAGGGACAUAUUCAGGGGAUGGCACCACACUGACCAAUCCUCCCAAGCGAGACACAGCCAUGCUGCCAGAGAAUGGACACCUGGUCAUUGCCUUCAAGACGGACAAUCCCGGCGCAUGGUUGAUGCAUUGUCACAUUGGGUGGCACACGGAAGAAGGAUUCGCCAUCCAAUUUGUGGAGCGGUACAGUGAAAUCAAGCCACUUAUUAACUAUGACGAUCUCCACAGCAACUGCAAAACCUGGAGUGCAUUUGAGAAUGAUUUGAGUGUGGAGGAGGACGACUCGGGAAUUUAA
Penicillium salamii is the source of this 1758-nucleotide messenger RNA. The record is from the annotation of a GenBank genome assembly. NCBI's taxonomy places the organism in Eukaryota, Fungi, Ascomycota, Eurotiomycetes, Eurotiales, Aspergillaceae.